Asparagus officinalis (garden asparagus) is the source of this 805-nucleotide messenger RNA. Its product is annotated as 40S ribosomal protein S11. Gene Ontology annotation, biological process: translation. The transcript is spliced from 6 exons. Gene Ontology annotation, molecular function: structural constituent of ribosome. The record is from RefSeq and is a predicted model, not a curated record. Gene Ontology annotation, cellular component: cytosolic small ribosomal subunit; ribosome. The coding region runs from base 96 to 575 and encodes 159 amino acids. NCBI's taxonomy places the organism in Eukaryota, Viridiplantae, Streptophyta, Magnoliopsida, Asparagales, Asparagaceae.
UAUAUAAGUUCCAAACUAGGGUUUUUAUUGUCGAGCUUCUUGUCUUCAGUUCACUGCGCCGUUCUCUCGUCCCCCGAGCUCCAAAAACCCUAAGCAUGGCGGAACAGACCGAGAAGGCGUUCUUGAAGCAGCCAAAGGUGUUCCUUUGUUCGAAGAAAUCUGGGAAGGGGAAGAGGCCUGGAAAGUGUGGGAACCAAUUUUGGAAGAGCAUUGGGCUUGGAUUUAAGGUCCCGAGAGAAGCAAUCGAAGGGACAUACAUUGAUAAGAAGUGCCCAUUUACUGGUGAUGUUUCUAUUAGGGGUCGUAUCCUGGCAGGAACAUGUCACAGUGCAAAGAUGAACAGGACUAUCAUUGUCCGUAGAAACUAUCUUCACUUUGUGAAGAAGUAUCAGAGGUAUGAAAAGAGGCAUUCAAAUAUUCCUGCCCAUAUUUCGCCUUGCUUCCGUGCCAAGGAAGGAGAUCAUGUGAUCAUUGGACAGUGCAGGCCUCUGUCCAAGACUGUGAGGUUCAAUGUCUUGAGGGUCAUUCCGGCUGGAUCAACAGGUGGAGGAAAGAAGGCUUUCACUGCGAUCUGAGGCAUCCAUCUUAGGACAGGGGUCUAUUUUGAGCAUUUUAUUCUUGAAUUCUGUAGUUUGUGCUGCCAGUGGUUUUUAUUAUGAGACCAUACCUUAUAAUCUUAUUUUAGUUUGGCUUUGGUAUCUGGUAUUGGACGGUUUUCUGUUAACAUCAUCUCUCAGUCUGAGCACUAUUUUUUUUAACUACAUCGUGGUACCAUCUACAAGGAAUUACACUGCUUUUAUGGUUA